Suncus etruscus (white-toothed pygmy shrew) is the source of this 4176-nucleotide messenger RNA. It is a transcript of the gene C17H10orf71, whose product is annotated as chromosome 17 C10orf71 homolog. The record is from RefSeq and is a predicted model, not a curated record. Gene Ontology annotation, cellular component: Z disc. Lineage: Eukaryota; Metazoa; Chordata; Mammalia; Eulipotyphla; Soricidae. Gene Ontology annotation, biological process: positive regulation of calcineurin-NFAT signaling cascade. The transcript has a single exon. The coding region runs from base 1 to 4176 and encodes 1391 amino acids.
AUGCAGGGAAAUAAGGGAAUGGAUGGGUUCAGCGACACCUCCAGCAUCGGCAGCGUGCUGGAUGAUGCAGACCGUGAAGUGAGCAGCCUCACAGACCGGGCCUUCCGGAGCUUGUGCAUCUCAGAAGACAUGUCCUUCCAGGAUUCAGACGUGGCCCUGUCUCCUGAUAUCACCCGCCAGGUGUCUGGGAAUGUUUACCAGGGCUCUGUGAGCCACACCCAGAGGAAAAGUGGCCUUUGGAGCCAUGUACCAGCACAGGGCACGGAGCAUGCGGGCUGGGCAGCCACACUUCAACAGCAACCCAAGUACGUGCAAGGGGAGGAGAAGUAUCCCAAAAGCAGUCCCCCAACAACGCCAGCCCAGAGGAGACUCGAAGUGCCUGUUUCUGGCCUGAGGAGCAGCAACAGGCCUGUUUCCAAAGUCUCCUCACUGAUUAAGUCUUUUGACAGUGCUGAGAGCCAGCAUGGUGAUGGCAGACCUUCUACCUGCAAGCCUCCAGCUCUCAAACAUCCCCUCAAAUUUGCUCCACUUCCAGAAAGCAGUGUCAACUUCUGUUUUGAUUCUGCCUUUCUGACUGUCCGGAGGGUGCCUGCCGAAGUCUCUGGCCCCCAUCACAAUAGCCUCCAACCUGGCAGAAAGCUGGGAGAACAGGAGACUUCCAGUCACUCUGAAGCAGCCCCUCACAGCUCCAGCAACUUCCUCCCCACCCCUGAAGAUGCAGCAAGUUCUCAGUCCAAGUUCUCUGCUCUGCCCAACCAGCCAGUUCAGGGGGAAGCUGCCCGAAUUCCCAAAGGGACAUUUCUGCACAGUGAAAACAGUGCCUUUGAGUCAUGGAGUGCCCGACAGCCCCGACUGCUGGAGAGAAAGGAAGCAAUCAACACUGUGUCUGACAGCAAAGCUCCAAAUUGCUCAGAGGAUACGUCCUUGCUAAAUGAACAUCAUGGCCCCGAACUCAGGGUCUCUCCUUGCCAAGUGUGGGCCAGCUGUGGUCAGGAAGAGAAGAGGCUGGCAGGAGGUGCACAUGCCACACCAGGGCCCUGGGCCUCAAGGAAUCCCAGAACCCAAAAAUUUGCUCCAGAAGGAAAAGCUUCCGAUACACAGUCUGACCCACCACUAAAGCAAACUCAGGCCCCCUGGAGGAAACCAAAGCCAGGCAAAUGUGGUCCUCCAGGGAGAGAUAGUAGACAGGAAGUUUCAGAUCAGAGACAGCAGCAGACCAGCAGACGAGACCCAGCUUUGCAUACAAAGCACAGUGCACAGGGAUGUUUCCCAGAAAACGAUGCAUUGGACCUGCCUGCAGAGUCUCAGGGUCAAUACCUGCCCCCUUUUAACAUCCGUAAGCUUCUGACCCCCAUCAUCUCCACCAAACAUGUUCUGGAGUCCUCCGAGGACAAACUGGUGGGAUCCCUGCCCUCAUCGCCACCAAGACAAUUGAAUGGCUAUGAAGAGAAGGAUCCUGGAGAAAAUCAGACCCAGGACAGCUACAAACCCAAAGCCCCAAACCUAUUCCUCCUCAAGGAUGUACGCAAGUGUAUAAAGAGCACAUACAGCCCCUCAUCUCUCUCAAAAGGCCUUGAGGAGAGGCCCAGAGAACAGCAAGAGCCCAUGUGUAAUGGGGUCCUCCAGCCCAAUGGCCUUGAAGACAGUCCUAAUGAGCAGGCAAGAAGCAGAUCAGUGCCACAUAGCAGUCCCCAGAUGGACUCUACAGCCAGGCCCCAUAUAGCAUCAGAAAACCACCAUCUAACUGCUAACUCUCCUCCAGCUCUGGCCCAAAUCCCCUUCUGUGUCAAUGGGGAGGCUAACAACAGGAACAGCUCCGAGGACAUUGACACAAAUGGAAAACCAGAUGUGGAAGCCACUGAGUCUGGCUGGGAUCUGGACAGCAGGGAGUGCAACCCCAGGAAGCGCCUAUCACUGCAGGUUGGUGGUGGUGAGCAAGAGUUCAGGAAUGCAGCAGAGAAUUGGAAGACCCCUAGCCAACAAGAGAAUGGAUGCUUGAGAUCCAUUUCUCAAGAGACAGAAACCCAAAGGGAGGAGGCAAGACUUCAGAAUCCCAACUUGAGCCAAAAAUUCUCCCCAGGGCCCCUCUCUCCUGAGGAGGAAGAUGUGUUCUACAGUGACACUCAAUCUGAUUUCAUGCCAGGCCUGAAAAGUAAGGCCAAGUUCAGCACUAGCUCCUCUGAUCAGUCCUUUGCAUCCUUUGAAGAUCAGACGAAAGUGUGUUUUGCUGCAAGUCAGCAGGAAGAUGAGAUAGAUGAAGUAGGUCCACAUGCCAGUGGGAAGGAUGAAGAGGAGCUUCGGGAAGUUACCUAUGGUGACGGGUCUGUAACCACGGAGGACCGGGAUGAGCAACAAGAAAGGGAAAGUUUGUCUGGAGGCAGCCCUGGAAAGGUAUCAAAGGAGAUAACUGACUUCAGAGGUGGUUGGAUCAAAGGACAUAAGGACAACUUCCUGCCACCUGCCAAAGACAUUAUUGCAUCACCAGCUGCUGCUUCAAGUAAGUACCAGCUGUUUGUAAUCAAGGACAAUACCCUCAGGGCCACACCAGUGAUUAAGCCCAUUAUGCUGCCCCUCCUGAGGGCCAUGUCUACAGAAGACCCACUCAGUGGUAGUGGGGGCCACAAGGAAAGGGGAUCACCAAGACAGCGCUGGGGCGAGGAUGCUGGCCAAUGUACUCCAGAGAAUCAGAUGGCAUCAUCGAGCAUGCGAGGCCCACUCUCAAAGCACCAGGGUCACGAAGACCAGAAUCAGGGGCCCAGCAUGGCCAGGACAGAGACAGUUCCAAGGGGGGUUGGCACAUCCUCUUCAUUUCCAGGAGUAGGCAAAGGGAUGAGAAUGCCCCAAGAAGAUACACCUAGAGCUGGGUUAAAUGAGGACAAGAGCAGGUCCACAGAGGGAAUAUCAGAUGUUCCUAAGUGCAUCCCCACCAUUGCUUUGCCCAAAGGUGACUCUGAAGGUCAGCUGAUCGUGAGGCAGCGGGGAACCUGCCAGGAAAAAGAGAACCUAGAUUUUAAGUGCCAGCUUUUGCCAACACCCAGAGCAGGGCAACAGGGGAAAAGGCUGGUACCCAGUGAGAUGGCAGUGUCCCCCAAUGCCAGCUCCCUCGAUGAGUGCAGUGCCUACUCUCCUGCAUCUGGUAGCCUUUGGGAUGAUUCUUCCCAGGUCCCCAGUGAGUGGACUCCCUGGGCCAACAGUGGCCCAGUACGGCUUCCCCACAGGGAGGACCUGACCCACGUUCUUGCUUGGGAGACAGUCUGCGACCCCCAACUUGAGCCAUUCUCAGAAGAACUCAGGACAGUCUCUCCAAGGAGCUCUCUGCUAGACUUACCCAUCAGCCUCCCUGAGAAAGCUGAACCUACUGUUCCACUGGAGAAAGCAGCUGGCAAGCCUCCUGCAGUACCACCUAAAACAGAGAAGGCCCUGCGGAGGGCAAAGAAGCUGGCCAGCAAGAGGAGGAAGCUAGACCAGAGGCAUGAGAAACACGAGGAGGCCAACGAGGACAAGGCUUCUCAGGAGGAGCUGGAGCUUAGGUCCCUUUGCCCCAGAGAUAGGCCCCAACCCCGUUUCCCUGAGAUCCGCUCACUUCCUCCUCCGGUGCACCGCCACUCCAUAUCCACCUUCUCCGAGCCUAUCAUUGGGGGCCAGUCUGGAGCAACCCAGUCCCUCAACCCUCAGCCCCCUUACCCUGCCACUCAGAAACUCCUCCAAGACCCCCAGUCUGGAGAGUACUUUCUCUUCGACAUGCCACUCCAGGUGAAAGUCAAAACUUUUUAUGACCCAGAGACAGGCAAGUAUGUCAAAGUUUCCAUCCCCUCUUCCAAGGGGGAUUAUCUGGAACAGCCUCCACCAGAUACACUUGCUACUCCCUAUGUGCUUUACCCAGGCUUCCAGGCCCUGCCUGUGACAGCCUUGACCCCAGUGCGCUGCUCCUCGCAGCUCUCUACCCCCACCUUCCUAAGGCAGGACCUUCUGGUCACCAAGGAAGCAUGCCCUGGGACUCACAGUUUCCCCCAUGCUAGCCUGCAGCCCAGUCCAGAACCCACCCAGUCUUCUGCAGGGGAAGGGCACACAGAUGGGUCUCCUAGAGAUCCAGAGGAGGUGGGAGGAGAUGCUGGGACCCUGAGCAUCAUCUCCACCAAUGACCUGGAGGACUUUGCCACUGAUGGUGUUUCCUGA